Molecule: messenger RNA, 1311 nt
Organism: Eruca vesicaria subsp. sativa (arugula)
Lineage: Eukaryota; Viridiplantae; Streptophyta; Magnoliopsida; Brassicales; Brassicaceae
Source: the annotation of a GenBank genome assembly
CAGACAACUCAAGUUUCUUACACAAAAGCAACUCGACUAUCAAAACAGGAAAUCCAUGGCUCCUUCUGCGCAAUCUCUUCCUACAAGUGUUUCGGAUGAGAAAUACGCGAAUGUGAAGUGGGAAGAAUUAGGAUUCGGGUUUUAUCGUACUGACAACAUGUAUGUUGCCAAGUGCAAACAUGGAGAGAGUUUUCAAGAGGGGAAGAUCGUUCCCUAUGCUGAUUUGCAAAUCAGCCCUUGCUCUGCAGUUCUUAACUAUGGCCAGGGUUUAUAUGAAGGGCUAAAGGCUUACAGGACAGAAGAUGGCCGGAUUGUGCUAUUCCGACCAGACCAAAACGCUCUCCGCCUUCAAUCCGGAGCCAGUAGACUUUGUAUGCCUUAUCCCACGGUCGAGCAAUUCGUCUCCGCCGUCAAACAAGUUGUUCUUGCCAACAAGAAAUGGAUUCCUCCUCCGGGGAGAGGAACAUUGUAUAUUAGACCAAUCAUGUUUGGGAGUGGUCCUAUACUUGGCUCACUUCCUGUUCCCGAGUACACCUUUACAGUGUUUGCAUGUCCUGUUGGACGUUAUCACAAGGAUAACGCGGGGUUGAACCUGAAAAUUGAAGAUAAGUUUCGUCGUGCUUUUCCAAGUGGAACCGGUGGUGUGAAGAGUAUCACAAACUAUUCUCCUGUUUGGAUAACAUUAGCAGAGGCAAAAGAACAAGGUUUCUCUGAUGUUUUGUUUUUGGAUGCUGCAACUGGCAAAAACGUCGAAGAGCUUUUCGCUUCUAACGUUUUCAUAGUCAAGGGAAAUGUUGUGUCGACUCCAGAGAUUUCAGGAACCAUAUUGCCCGGAGUCACACGUAAAAGUGUCAUCGAAUUAACUCGUGAUUUCGGCUACGAGGUCGAGGAACGUGUUGUUCCCGUUGAGGAUCUUCUCGAUGCUGAAGAAGUUUUCUGCACUGGAACUGCUGCAAUUGUGACCACUAUUGCGUCCGUAACCUUCAAGGAGAAAAAGACUGGAUUCAAAACAGGUGAUAAGACAUUGGCUGCGAAGCUCUUUGCGACGUUAACGGAUAUCCAGAUGGGCCGGGUCGAGGAUAAGAAGGGGUGGAUAGUGGAGUUGACUGAUGCCACCAAACCAGGGUUGAAACUUUGAAGCUGUAACUUGACAAAUUACAUAAGAAACAUCAGAAGAUGUCUCUCGAUCUUUGUGUUUAUCAUAUUAUGUGUCGUCAUGCUGUGAUGUAUCUUAAAGGGUUGGUAUGAAAUAUUAUAAAUAAAAACUCAUGGCUUUUCAGCUUUUACUAGUCUCCCUUCAAAUUUACUACA